Molecule: messenger RNA, 1554 nt
Organism: Schistocerca serialis cubense
Lineage: Eukaryota; Metazoa; Arthropoda; Insecta; Orthoptera; Acrididae
Product: arrestin domain-containing protein 17-like
Exons: 10
Coding region: 1-1554 (517 amino acids)
Biological process (GO): protein transport
Cellular component (GO): cytoplasm
Source: RefSeq, a predicted model, not a curated record
AUGAAUUACAAAGAGUCUUCACUGAGGGGUACGCCGUCGCCCGAGCAGAUCCGGCGCUUCGACGUCACCCUGGACGACCCGGGCUGCGUGUACUUCUCCGGAGACGUCGUCAGCGGCAAAGUGCGUGUCGACUUGGACAACUGCCUCACCGUUCAAGGCAUCACGGUGCGCAUUGUGGGCGAGGCGGCGGUGAGCGUGACGUCAGAGCCUCCCGCGCCGCGGCCGCGACUCAGGAAGAACAAGAUUCACCUGGUCGUCAGGGUGUGGCGUCCUUCCAGCAGCCCCGGGGUGGCCGACGUGACGAGCGAGCUGUGCCCGGGCUGCCGCGCCGACGACUGGUUCCGCUCCAGCGAGAAGUACUUCGAGCACAAGUUCUACGUCUUCGGCCACAAGUACAGCAGUCGGCGCGAGCGGUUGUGGGCGGGCUCGCACCAGUUCCCGUUCCGCGUGGCGCUGCCCACCAAGCUGCCCGCCUCCUUCCACGGCCGCUUCGGCUUCGUGCGCUACCUGUGCGAGGCGACGCUGGAGCGCGCCGGCGCGCCCGGACUCACGCACCGCGCGCCCUUCAGCGUCAGCUGCAUCGCCGACCUCAACGCCGAGCCCAAGGCAGAGAGCGGCGCCUACGAGCAGCGCAGCACAAACUCGUGUCUGUUCUGCUGUAAGAAGGGCACGGUGAUCGCCUCGGCUAAGGUGAAGAGGACGGGCUUCGUUCCUGGCGAGGAGAUCGCCGUCUCCGCCGACAUCCUCAACAUGAGCGACCGGCCCAUCUACCGCACGAGCGCUCGCCUCAAGCAGGUGGUGACGUACCUGUCGAGCCGCGGGCUGCGCAGCCACGUGGACGAGCGCGUGGUGGCCGAGGUGAGCCGCGGCGCCGUCGCCAGCGGAGACUCCGACGCGUGGCACGAGGUUCCGCUCACCGUACCGCCGGUGCCGCCCUCCUCGCGCUUCACCAACUGCUGCAAGCUCAUGGACAUCGACUACCGCCUCGACCUGCUGGUGGAGCUGGAGACGGAGCCGAUGGAGCUGCGGCUGCCGCUGUGGCUGGGCACGGUGCCACUGUGCAAGCAGUUCCCCAACCUGCUGGCCGCUGCGGACGUCGACCCCGGCCUCUCCAGGGUGCGCUUCCCGGCCGCCACCAUGGCCAAGUACCCAGACCUCCCCGUGUCGACGGGCGAGCCGUGCGUGUUCGGGCCGCGGCCGCUGGACGGCUACUUCUGGCGCCGGCGGCCGCUGGAGCGCGCGCCGGGCGUGCGCACGUCGGACCGCGGCUGGGCGCCGCGCUACCCCACGUACCGGCCGCGGCCGCCGCCCGAGGGCACGGUGCGCGCGCUGCUGCGCCAGUCGGGCGCGCACCAGCUGCCCACCAUCGUCAUCACGCGGCCCCCGGGGCUCUGCGCGCGCCACCACCACGCCGCCGCCGCCGCCGCCGCCGUCGCCGCUGCAGACGCCACGGAGGUGGGCGCCGCCGAGGGCAACGGCGCCUCUCGUCGGGGCCGCGCCUCCGCCCGCAGGCACUCCGCGCCCGACCACCUCAUGGUCGAGCCCGCGCAGUGA